ACCUAAUGUUUUGUCUAGGAUGCUCUUCUAGAUAACCUUGCUGAAACUGAAAAGCAGAGUGAACUGGCUGCUCGAGUUUCAACAUGGAGGCAGAGAAUCGAGCAGAACUUGGAGGAACAAGACUCACAUCCACCCUUUGAUAUUGCUGAAUAUGGGGCUCGGGUUUUGGGCAAGUUAUCCCUUGAAGGGAAUAGUACAAACUUGAUGUCUUUUUCUGAUGUUGUCAUGGGCCAAAAGAUGCAUGAUGUUGCUCGAACAUUUUCUGCACUUCUGCAAUUGGUAAAUAAUGGUGAUGUUGAUUUGGAAAAGGGUAGAACAAACGAGUUCACGUGUUAUACAGCUGUGAAUCCCUUCUAUCUUCGACUCCUUAGGCGUGAUAAUAGGGCGAAGAUGCAGCUUCAGUCUCCGAAAGAGAGAGCAAACUCUUCCACUUCCAGUCGGAACAUUGGAAAGCGAAAGAACAAAGGUAAAGAAAACCAAGCACCUCUUGGUUUGUCGCCUUCAGCACCCAGUUCAGCUUGCAGAUUUGCGGUGAAGUUUGGAAAUGUUAGUGGGACUAGGUGCACGCCCGAGAGCAAGAAAAGAAGGAAGUCCAGAAUAGUGGAACCAGUUGAAUUGCAUACUGCAUUGUGAUGUAUAUCCUCCCCCCCCCUCCCCCUCCCCUCCCCCCCCCUCCCUCUCUCUCUCUCUCCCAAGAUGCACUUUUAAUGAUAAAUGAUAACCAAUUUUUUUCCCCAGAUAACCAAUAACCAAUUGGCUGCUGAAAUUUGUAAUAUUUCUUUCUUCAUAACUUAAUUAGGCUCAGUGUUGUGCUUAGCAAGGACGACUGUAACAGUUUUUAGGUGUUGCAGAGCUAACUUUUCGUUGAUCAUUUCUAUGGAGAAACGAGAUGUAAUAUGUCAUGAGUUUCCAGUUAAUGUACCUAGUGUGUGUAUGUAGAACUAAAUAGAUUAAACCAACAAAUGAUCGGUAACCAUUGUUUCUACAGAAGCUCAAGUUU
Messenger RNA from Nicotiana attenuata, 1000 nucleotides. RefSeq names its product condensin-2 complex subunit H2-like. Gene Ontology annotation, molecular function: chromatin binding. Gene Ontology annotation, cellular component: condensin complex; nucleus. The record is from RefSeq and is a predicted model, not a curated record. The coding region runs from base 205 to 633 and encodes 142 amino acids. The transcript has 3 exons. Gene Ontology annotation, biological process: mitotic sister chromatid separation; meiotic chromosome condensation. Lineage: Eukaryota; Viridiplantae; Streptophyta; Magnoliopsida; Solanales; Solanaceae.